AUGGCAUCUAAACUUUCACUCGCAGCUAUCCUUGCAAUGCCUGCCCUGUCUUUGGGGUCCCCGCUUCCUCAGGUUCCGGCCGGAAUUGUCGGCGGCACUGAAGCCCAGCUGGGCGAUUUCCCUUACAUCGUCAGUAUCGCGAGAAAUGGCGGUCGCUGGUGUGGUGGCAGUCUGUUGGACGCCAACACUAUCUUGACAGCAGCCCAUUGCUCUCAGUUGAACCCCUCAAGUGUGCAAGUUCGCGCAGGAAGUCUCAAAUGGUCGACAGGAGGCAAGCAAGUCGGCGUCUCCUCAAUUGUUAGCCAUCCUGACUACAACGCGGGGACCGUCGAUAACGAUGUUGCCAUCUGGCGUCUUGCGAGCCCAAUCGAGGCCAGUGACACGAUUGGUUACGCUACGUUGGCCAAAAAUGGCUCUGAUCCCGUCGCGGACUCUCUCCUUACGGUUGCGGGCUGGGGUGCCUUGACCCAAGGCGGGCCUUCGUCCGAGGCUCUUCAGAAAGUCACUGUGCCCGUCGUUUCACGUGCCGAGUGUCGUGAACAGUAUGGUGAGGCCGCAAUUACUGAAGGCAUGUUUUGCGCUGGUCUGGAUGAAGGAGGCAAGGACUCCUGCCAGGGCGACAGCGGCGGCCCAAUCGUUGAUGAUGCGACUGGAGAGGUGGUUGGAGUAGUUUCCUGGGGUCAAGGGUGUGCCCAGCCCGGUUUCGCUGGUGUGUAUGCGAGGGUUGGUCAAUUUAUUUCCUUUAUUACCAGUACCGCCAGUACGGCCCUUGCAAAUCAUAGGUCUAGAGUAUGA
This is a messenger RNA of Ilyonectria robusta, 795 nucleotides long. Its product is annotated as trypsin-like cysteine/serine peptidase domain-containing protein. The record is from RefSeq and is a predicted model, not a curated record. Lineage: Eukaryota; Fungi; Ascomycota; Sordariomycetes; Hypocreales; Nectriaceae. Gene Ontology annotation, molecular function: serine-type endopeptidase activity. The transcript has 3 exons. Gene Ontology annotation, biological process: proteolysis. The coding region runs from base 1 to 795 and encodes 264 amino acids.